GCUGGCCGCGGUGGAGGCGGCAGCGGCGGGGGGCAUCGCUCGGCGCAUUGGGGUCGAGUUGGAGCGAGCGUCGGAGGGCGCGGACGUUGCGACGGCGCCGGUGGCGCAGUGGAUCCCCUUGCAACCUGACGCUGCGUUGCCUGUGCCAGGCGGCUUCGUCACCUCCACCGGCCAGCUGAUUCCAGGCGCGCUGGCGCCUCCAGGCACGGCGGCGCCAGUGGCGCCUCAGUUGCAUUUGGCAGCAGCGACAGCACCGAUGAGGAUGUCGAGGCAGGUGCCAGUGGUAAUGGCAGUGCAGGGACCCGCGCCGCCGCGCGCCGCACUGCCCACCCAGCAGCAGCCACAGAUGCCGCAGCCCAGGCCCCAGGUGCAGCAGACCGCUCAGCCGCAGACCCCAGUGCCG
This is a messenger RNA of Prorocentrum cordatum, 403 nucleotides long. The record is from the annotation of a GenBank genome assembly. NCBI's taxonomy places the organism in Eukaryota, Dinophyceae, Prorocentrales, Prorocentraceae.